This is a messenger RNA of Haemorhous mexicanus (house finch), 1004 nucleotides long. RefSeq names its product potassium voltage-gated channel subfamily E regulatory subunit 2 (gene KCNE2). Bases 169 to 546 code for a protein of 125 amino acids. Lineage: Eukaryota; Metazoa; Chordata; Aves; Passeriformes; Fringillidae. Gene Ontology annotation, molecular function: delayed rectifier potassium channel activity; potassium channel regulator activity; voltage-gated potassium channel activity involved in ventricular cardiac muscle cell action potential repolarization. The record is from RefSeq and is a predicted model, not a curated record. The transcript is spliced from 2 exons. Gene Ontology annotation, cellular component: membrane. Gene Ontology annotation, biological process: potassium ion export across plasma membrane; negative regulation of delayed rectifier potassium channel activity; regulation of heart rate by cardiac conduction.
UGCAAGGCACUUAUUUCACAGGCACCUGCUCCCAGCCUUGUGCAGGCUCCUCAAAGACAUCCCUGCUCCUUUGGGGAGUUUCAUCCCAUUAUCCAGUGCAGUUGGAAAAUCCUGAGUGUUCUGAAUCUCCUUAGGGAAGGACACAGCAAAGCAGCAUAAUAGGCAAGAAUGGCCAAGCUGCAGAACUUCACUUGGGCAGUGGAAGAUAUUUUCAAGGAAACCUUCCUCAAUUACAUGAACAGCUGGAGGAGGAACAUGACAGAAGCAGCGAAUAAACUGCAGGCUGAGGUGGCUGCUGAAAACUUUGACUACGUUAUCCUGUACCUGAUGGUGAUGAUUGGGAUGUUCUCCUUCAUCAUCGUGGCCAUCCUGGUGAGCACUGUGAAAUCCAAGAGGAGGGAGCACUCCAAUGAUCCCUAUCACCAGUACAUCGUGGAGGACUGGGGGGAGAAGUACAAAACCCAGGUUCUGAACCCAGAAGAUCUCAAGUGUGUGAUCCAUGAAAACCUGGGGGCAAGGGAUAAAACAAGCCCAGAGUCACCUUGACUUUCUGGGAAUGCCAGCAGUGAGGGAUUCAUGGAGGCACACAGAGGGAACUCACUGGAAUUCCAAAGAGCUAUGGAAGUGUUGAUUAAAUUUACACACUGGAAUUCCAAAGAGCUAUGGAAGUGUUGAUUAAAUUUACACACUGGAAUUCCAAAGAGCUGUGGAAGUGUUGAUUAAAUUUACACACUGGAAUUCCAAAGAGCUAUGGAAGUGUUGAUUAAAUUUACACACUGGAAUUCCAAAGAGCUGUGGAAGUGUUGAUUCAAUUUACACACAGGAAUUCCAAAGAGCUGUGGAAGUGUUGAUUCAAUUUACACACAGGUCAAUGGAUAAUGGAGUCCUGAGGAAAUCAAUGGGAUGGUUCCCGUGAGGAUCUUGGGAAAGUCCAAGAAAAAUCUGUGAUUGUGCUUCCCUUUGAUAGCCUGUCCUUUGGGAAAAUAAAGACAUGACAAGGAUAA